AUGGUAAAGACAUCAGCACUACCUACAGCUGGUGGACCCUUAACCAUUACUGGUGCCUUCUUCCAAAAUGACCCCACCAUCAAUCAACUUAGCGAGGUCGUUGCACUUGGUACUGCAACUCCAAUCUUCCUUGUCACUGCCACACAAAUGAACACUGAUUCGACUGCCAUCUUCAACAUCAGCUAUCCUGACCUCCACCCAGUCGGUAUCAACUGCCUACAAGGACUAUCAAACAGCGCUGAGUUCUACCCUGAUGGAGACUAUGGCCAGAACACCCAAUGGGCAAAAAGGAAGAACCUCUUCACCUUCAAUAUUCAACUGAUCAACAUCAAUGGUAACAACUUUGGUUGUGACAUUUCAAAGGUUGUUGUUAAGUUGAACAAGAUAUCAUUGCCAAUUGUCAAGUUGGUCGAUCAUUACACUAUACAGGUCAGUCUGCCCAAUGCCACCUCCAACUACUUUGACGCAACAGCUCUCUCAAUGCCAGGCAACAAGUCACUAACAAUGACAAUCAGUGGUCUUGGCGGCAACAUGGUUGCUCAAAAAUUAACAAUCAUGCCAUUUACUAUAUCUGUUACCAGAGUUAGUAUGAUCAUGGGAGGAAGAGUGACCAUCAUUGGAAGUAAUUUGAGCACAAGGAAUGUUGAUAACUCAACUGUGGCAUACACCAUUAUGAUGGGCUCAUUGACCUGUGCAGUCGAUCCACUUAUGGAGGUAGUGUCCAACCAACUCACCUGCAUCAUGCCAAGUGCCACAUACGCUCAAGCUGAGCAAUACAUGCCAGUCGUCGUCACAAUCAAUGGUGUGUCAUCAAUUGGCAACAUAGCAUUUAGCUACAUCCAGCCCUCUUUGACCUUCCAACCAUUCCAAUUCGGCCAACAGAUUGUAAUUAGUGGCAAGGAUAUGGGUACCCUUGAUACCAUGCAGGUCGAGUUCAAUGGAGUGAACAGCACAUUCUCUACCACCCUCCAGCGUGAUGAUGGCACUCAGAUCAUGUUGCUUCCAGUCCCAGCAUUGGUCCCACUUGGUGAGCCUAAGCCAUUGAACACGAUGAACAAUGGACAGUCUAUAGUCGAGGCAGAAAUAUCAAUUCGAGAGAUGAACAUCACCUUGUCCAACACCACCAUGCCCGUCACUGGAGGUUUGGUUAUCAUCACUGGUGCACCAGUUGGACUGUUCAAGCCGAUGAUCAUCAAUGAUAUUGGUGUCCCUCAAUGCAAGUCCAUCGAAUGGAUUGAAGACCCACCAAAGAUCAGCUGUCAAUUGCAAGGUGGCAGUGGUCUCAACAUGCCACUCACAGUCACCUUGUACAAUGUUACAGCACUCACGACUACAUUCAGUUAUUUAUCACCAGUACUAUACAGUGCAAGCAGCAUUGGCCAAAAUGGAGGUGUGAUCACAAUCAUUGGUGAUAACUUUGCCCAAGUUAAUGAUCUGGCCGUGGUCAUUGGUGGCAUCACAUGCAAGAAUGUCCAAGUAACCGAUGAGCACACCAUCACAUGCUCUAUCCACAAACAAGACUUGCCAUCAACAUUGCCAACUGGUGAACAAGUGGUCAAGGUCACAAUGGGACAACAAGAUGUUCUUGCUGCAUUGUUCACAUUCACUCAGCCACCACCAACUACCACAUCCACUACCUCCACUACCUCUUCAACAACGACCACAGGUAAUCCAAGCUCGGCAGACCGUCUCGUGAACAGUAUCAUGUUCACAAUUGUCAUAAGCCUUAUUAUUAGCAUGAUGUUGCUCUAA
This is a messenger RNA of Acytostelium subglobosum LB1, 1752 nucleotides long. RefSeq lists its product as hypothetical. Bases 1 to 1752 code for a protein of 583 amino acids. Lineage: Eukaryota; Evosea; Eumycetozoa; Acytosteliales; Acytosteliaceae. The record is from RefSeq and is a predicted model, not a curated record. The transcript is spliced from 3 exons.